Messenger RNA from Aspergillus pseudotamarii, 966 nucleotides. Its product is annotated as EXPERA domain-containing protein. The coding region runs from base 133 to 636 and encodes 167 amino acids. The transcript is spliced from 4 exons. Gene Ontology annotation, cellular component: endoplasmic reticulum. The record is from RefSeq and is a predicted model, not a curated record. Lineage: Eukaryota; Fungi; Ascomycota; Eurotiomycetes; Eurotiales; Aspergillaceae.
AACAAAAGAUUUCAUUCACACAUACCCAUACCCAUACCACAUAUAACAUACAUAUAUACAUGCACGUAUACAUCAAGAAAAAUUUGAUUUAUCGAUUUUCAGUGAAUUGCCACCUCCUAGAUACGAAACACCAUGGUGCAAUCUGCAUCUCUCAUAUCGCGAAAACGCGACCUAAUCUACUUCAUUUUUUUCGCCAUCCACCUCCCUAUCAUUUUCCUCAUCGACACAGUCCCCCUUCUCCCCUCCAUCCUCCAGACUAACCUUUCCCACCAUAUCCGUUCCUACUACAUAACCACCUACCAUGACAAAUUCUUCUCGGAGCCCGCUCCGGCGUGGUUCUCCACCUUUAUCGCAAUGGAACUUGUCUAUCACGCACCGUUGAGUCUCUGGGCUCUUGGCGCGUUGCUCAAAGAUGACCCCCUGGUCCCAAUGCAUUUGUUGGUGUUUGGAGUUCAAUCAUUCGUGACCUCGAGUGCUUGCUUGGCAGAGGUCUGGGGCUGGGACGAUCGCACGGUCGCCCAGAAGCAGGAUUUGACUAUGUUGUAUGCGCCUUAUGUGAUGCUUGGGGCGUUUAUGGCGUUGGACAUGCUCUUUAGGUUGCGGGGGAAGCUACUGAGUAAGUCCAAGAGCGAGUAACUUGUAUGUGGGUUGGGCCCCUGGUACAGACCGGGUAGAAGUAGAAUAUAGGUCUGGGUUGGGAAUAAUACUACGUCGUAGUACUUCUGAAAGGACUGCAAUUUCACUAUCACGGAUGGAGUCAAUGGCAAAUUUAGAUCGCAAUGCGAGGCUGGAAUCUUACGUUCCACCUUCUGCAGUGGAAGUACUUAGUUUUAGGGCUACGUGACUGAUCGAAAAAGUAAGACAAGAAAUAAACGAAGAGGCUCCACUUCAAUACAUGAGACUCCAUUUACGAGGCACAGCAUAGAACGCAUUCACCGCAAGUGCAGAUAAUGUUUGUAUUCAUAA